AUCCAGAUGGCCGUGAGGUGGACCUGGGCAGGCAAGGGCUGCCUGCUGCUGGCGCUUCUAACCGUGGGCUAUGUCCUCCUGGAGCUCUCCGUGUCUGGUUUCCAUUCCUCCUCAGGAGCCGGCCUGCCCAGGGGGCGGUCACAGAGGCAGCUCACUGACUCGGAGGCGAAGCCGGUGGAUCUGUCCCGGCCGCUGUAUGAGAAGCCUCCCGCAGAUUCCCAUGCCCUGGGAGAGUGGGGGAAAGCCAGCAAACUGCAGCUCACCGACGGUGAGCAGAAGCAGGUAGAGGAGCUCAUUGAGAGAUACGCUAUCAACAUUUACCUCAGUGACAGGAUCUCCCUGCACCGCCAUAUAGAGGACAGAAGAAUGUAUGAGUGUAAAGCCAAGACGUUCAACUACCGGAGCCUCCCCACCACCUCGGUCAUCAUAGCUUUCUACAACGAAGCCUGGUCCACUUUGCUCCGCACCAUCCACAGUGUUUUAGAGACUUCCCCCGCCGUCCUUUUGAAGGAGAUCAUCUUGGUUGAUGACUUGAGUGACAGAGUGUAUUUGAAGACCCAGCUUGAAAGUUACAUCAGCAAUCUCGAUCGAGUCCGCUUGAUUCGAACCAAUAAGCGAGAGGGGCUGGUUAGGGCCCGCCUGAUUGGGGCCACUUUUGCCACAGGAGAUGUGCUCACCUUCCUAGACUGCCACUGUGAAUGUAAUUCUGGAUGGCUGGAGCCUCUUUUGGAAAGGAUUGGUAGAGAUGAGACAGCAGUUGUUUGCCCCGUGAUAGACACCAUUGACUGGAAUACGUUUGAAUUCUACAUGCAGACAGGGGAGCCCAUGAUUGGUGGGUUUGACUGGCGUUUAACAUUCCAGUGGCAUUCUGUCCCCAAACAGGAAAGGGACAGGCGGUCUUCAAGAAUCGACCCUAUCAGGUCACCCACCAUGGCUGGCGGACUGUUUGCUGUCAGCAAGAAAUACUUUGAGUACCUUGGAACCUAUGACACUGGAAUGGAAGUGUGGGGAGGUGAAAACCUAGAGCUCUCUUUUCGGGUGUGGCAGUGUGGCGGGAAGUUGGAGAUCCACCCCUGUUCCCACGUGGGUCAUGUAUUUCCUAAACGGGCACCAUAUGCCAGGCCCAACUUCCUGCAGAAUACGGCUCGGGCAGCCGAAGUGUGGAUGGAUGAGUAUAAGCAGCAUUUCUACAACCGAAACCCUCCAGCAAGGAAAGAAGUUUACGGUGACAUUUCUGAAAGAAAAUUACUACGAAACCGGCUGAGAUGCAAGAGCUUUGACUGGUAUUUAAAAAACGUGUUUCCUAACUUACACAUCCCAGAGGAUAGGCCAGGCUGGCAUGGAGCUGUCCGCAGUGUUGGGAUUUCUUCUGAAUGUCUAGAUUAUAAUUCUCCUGACAACAACCCCACGGGUGCUAAUCUUUCACUAUUCGGAUGCCAUGGCCAAGGUGGGAAUCAAUUCUUUGAAUACACCUCUAACAAGGAAAUACGGUUUAAUUCUGUGACAGAGUUAUGUGCAGUGGUCCAUGAGCAGAAAAAUUCUGUGGGAAUGCAAGCUUGUCCCAAAGAUGGGCUCCCCGUUCCAGCAAACAUUAUUUGGCAUUUUAAAGAAUACGGAGCCAUUUUUCACCCACACUCAGGACAGUGUGUGAGUGCUUAUCGGACACCUGAGGGCCGGCCUGAUGUCAAAAUGAGCACUUGUAAUGCUCUAGAUACAAAUCAAAUCUGGAGGUUCGAGAAGUAGGAGAGCACAAACUGCACUUUGGUCCUGAGCUGACAAUAGUUUCAGAAAAGUCGAAGCGCCUUCCAAGGUCCUCAGCGAAGAUUGUGUUUUAUCAGAAAUCACCUGGAGGCCAGCUGGAGCGCUCUGUGAAAGCUGUGGUUCCCUUUGGUCUCUUGCACUGACACCCGGUCACAGAGCUGCUGCUGCUGAAGAUUUCUAAGUGCCUUACUUACGGAUUGUUUUGUCUAAGAGCUGUGCCAGUCUGGUCCCAGAGAGCUCCUCCCCAGAAGUGACUGUGCGUGGAGAUGCACAAAACCUUUAAGUACCAGGCUUAAUGUUUUUGUUUAAAAAUGUCAAAGUCUAAGUAAAAUGAGAUAUGGUUCAUGGUGAUGGGUCAUUCUAUGUACAUCCUAUUUAAGAACAAAAGCAAAAACUAAAUAACUUAUAAAUGUAGUUUGAACUAAUGCUAUUUUUAAUGAUUUGUAGAAUUUAACUUUUUAAUUUUCUUGGCAAACAUUGAAUUUUAGAUUUCGUUCAUCUUUUAAUCUAAUUUUCCUUUAAUCAAAUAGAAUUCAAAGUUGACGUGAUGGGGAAAAGGCCUGCCAUAGAUCUAUGUACCCUUGGAAGAGGGCAUUAGUUUGCAUGUCUUUUACUCUAUGGGACAUUGUAGAAAAAUAUACCCACAUCUAUCUAAUGGAAGUGGAAAGACAUUUACAAAGUUUACUUCGUGUAAACUUGGAUUUAAUUGAUCUAUAUUGAUACCUCAAAUCACUCUGAAUUUGUACGCCGCCCUCUAUGUGAGUGUCUUUGUGUGUAUAGGGCAUUUUCUGAUUGUACUUCCUUGAGUUAUAAAUAUAUUGCAAAAGGACCCAUUUGAAAUACUGUGCCUCCCUUUGUUAAUAUUUAAUCAUGAAAAGUAAACACAAUUGAGGCCUCACUGAAGUAAGACCCAAUUGUGUCUACUGAAAUAUGUGAAACUGAAAGUGGACCUAGUCUUACAAGGGCUGCUGUACACUUCUCUGAGUUCUUACCGAUUAGGAAAUGUAGGUAUUUAUUUUAGGAAUCGUGUCAAGGAAAAAGCACUGUCUUGGCAAUCAGGAGAGCUACCUCCCAGCUCAUUUCAGCACCUGGUGCUGAGCCUGGCCUUUAGACCGCAGCUUUCAGUAUGUGUUUGAGUGAAUGAGUGGCUCAACUAAUGACUUUAGUCAAGUUGUUUGAUGUGUUUGGGCCUCAGUUUCCCCAUCUGAAAAAUGAGGGUGCUGGCUUAGAUCUUGAAGACUCCUCCAAGCUUUGAAAUGCUAUGACUACAUUUUGCUCUUCUCAGAUUCAGUCACUGUGCAGUCUUUCUAACACUUCAUCUAACACCUUUCACCUAGGCAAUGUUAUGCAGCAAUAUACCUCCAGUUACAAAGCUGAAAAAUAGAGAGUUUCAAAAUUAAAAUUAAGGGAGCUGAGUUCAACUAAAGUGAUUUAUUCUGCUGAGGGUGAAUUGUUAACUGUGUAUACUGUCAUAUCAUUUUGAUAACUGUUGAACCAAUUUUGUCUUUAUGAUUUCAAUUAAACGUUUCUAAGCUCAAAGAAUAUAAAUAUUUCCCAAACAAAAUUUAUUUAAGAAGUAAAUACGUUCUUUUUAAAAGAGUAUUUUUUGAAAAAACGUUUUUAUUCCGGUGUCAUAUCUGGAAUGCAUAGUCUUAAUUUAAAGUUAAAUCUCAAUUAUUUCACUUGAUGUAGAUUCAUGAAGUGUUAUGCUUCACAUAAUUAAUCCAACAUAUUCUUAAAUAAGGUUGCUUUUUGGUAUUUACUUAAUGACUUGGAGAGGAGAAUCUUCAAAAAGUGAAAUUUGUAAAAGUUUUUUCGAGUAACUGUUUGAAAAAGAAGCCCUGGUGGCAUAGUGGGUUAUGUGUGAUGCUAAUGGCAAAGCCAGCAGAUUGAAGCCACUGGCUGCUCCCUGGAGAGAGAUGAGACUUUCUCUAAAAACAAGCUAAAACACCCCCGCCCCCAAUCUCACUUCUGUGGAAUU
This is a messenger RNA of Echinops telfairi (small Madagascar hedgehog), 3742 nucleotides long. Its product is annotated as polypeptide N-acetylgalactosaminyltransferase 4. The record is from RefSeq and is a predicted model, not a curated record. Gene Ontology annotation, cellular component: Golgi apparatus. NCBI's taxonomy places the organism in Eukaryota, Metazoa, Chordata, Mammalia, Afrosoricida, Tenrecidae. The coding region runs from base 7 to 1743 and encodes 578 amino acids. The transcript has a single exon.